Messenger RNA from Strigops habroptila (Kakapo), 6194 nucleotides. It is a transcript of the gene FAM81A, whose product is annotated as family with sequence similarity 81 member A. Lineage: Eukaryota; Metazoa; Chordata; Aves; Psittaciformes; Psittacidae. The coding region runs from base 306 to 1454 and encodes 382 amino acids. The transcript has 9 exons. The record is from RefSeq and is a predicted model, not a curated record.
GCGUUCCCAUGGCGACGGCGUCCUGGCAACCGCUCCCGCUCCCGCAGCCCGGCCUGCGGCGGCCGCCCCGCUCCUGCAGCCCGGCGGGCGGGCGGAGGCCCCGCGCCGCGGGCGGACGGACAGACGGACGGACGGACGGACGGACGCCCCGGCUGCUUGGAGGCAGCCGCGACGCUUCGCAAACGGCUGCUCUAGCGGUGGCAGCGCGUUAAGGAGCGGGGCUCAGCCGGCCGCUGGGAUGCAGGGAAAGAUGGGCAGCGCUGUCCUGCCCUGAUCCAGCACGGACAUAAAUUAUUGACCAGAAAAUGGCCCAGCGAAGCCCAAUCUUCCCAACUCUUGCCCCUUCUGAAAGACGGGUUCGAAACAUACCACUGCAUAGCCAGGCAUUGACAGCGGUCCCACUGGCAUCUGCGAGCCUGGUGGAUCAGCUGGAAGACAGAAUCCUAAGCCAUGAGAAAACAACGGCGGCUCUUGUGGAACACGCUUUUCGCAUUAAGGAGGACAUUGUUUCCACUCUGCACAGAAUGCAGAACAAAGGGGGGGGUGACCGGUUGGCUAGGCAACUCUUGGAAGAACAUAUCCGAAACAUAACGGCAAUAGUGAGGCAGCUUAAUCGGGACAUUGAGAUGCUGCAGGAACAGAUACGUGUCAGAGACAAUCUCAGCUAUGGAACAAAUUCUACACUGAAGAGUCUGGAAAUGCGGCAGCUUUCUGGUUUAGGAGAUCUUCGGGGAAGAGUUGCAAGGUGUGAUGCUGGGUUAGCCAGACUGUCUGCAGAACAUAAAAUUACCUAUGAAAGACUUCAGAGCUUAAGUAAAGACCAACAGACCUCCAAGCUGAUCUUGGAAUCUAAAAUCAAAGAGGCAGAAAUACAGAUUUCUCAUCUUCUGAGCAGAGUAGAGCAAUCAAUAAUGCAACAAGAAGCAAAGCUGAAGAUUGCCUACAAAGAGAGCAACCAACAGCUCCACCUUCUGGAUAUGAAAUUAAAAAAUGCUAUUGAGGAACUCAGCGGCCAGAUUUUGUCUGCACGUAGCUGGUUGGAACAGGAACACGAAAGGAUUGAGAAAGAGCUCGUGCAAAAGAUUGACCAACUCUCAUCGACUUUCAAGGAAAAAACUGAAAUGAGUGAAAGAGCUAUAGAGAUGAAAUUCAACCAAAUGGCAGAGAAAAUUGACAAAAUAGAAGAAAUACAGAAGAUAACCAUGGAAGCACAUGAAGCAAAACAGACUGAAGAAAAGAUAAAUAUUCGCAUUGGCAAACUUCAAAAUGAGAUAAAUGAAGAUAUAAAAGAAAUGAAAGCUGAAGUUAAUGCUGGAUUUGCAGCUAUCUAUGAGAGCAUUGGGUCUCUACGGCAAGUUCUAGAAGCGAAAAUGAAGCUGGACAGAGACGAACUACAGAAGCAGAUCCACCAAAUGAAGCAGGAGGUUCCAACAUGGGGAGAGGCUGGACCAUGACUGCAAGAUUUUGUCCGAGGGAUUAAUGUUUACCUGGCUAAAAAGGCAGACUGUAAUCUUGUUGCAGUCUGUAAUCCAAAUUAAAUGCAUGUACCAAAUGACAUGCUGCUGUUGCACAGGUCCGUAUGUUUACUCAAAGCGGUAAGUGCAAGCUCUUCAUAGAUCAGCUGACAAGCUUUUAGGCAUGAGGUGCUGAUUUGCCACUGCACUACUCUAGUUACUCUCAGGAGAUUAAACACCGUGUAAAACUGGAGUAAUAUACUGGUGAAGCUGGCACCUAAUUUGCUAAAGGCAUUCCAGUUUCACAGGCGUGAUCAGACAAGUAAACGCUUAUAUAUAUUUAAGCACCUGCACAUCCCCCUUAAAAAAAAACAACCACAAAACAAAAACCAAAACCUCCCCCAACAAACAAGUUGAUACAAAUUGUUUGACAUCAGUUUGGCAAGGUGCUCCACCUUGAGACAAAUCACUUGAUGGAAGGCAAUGACACUUUUACAGUGACUUUCUCUACUCCUGGCUUCCUGGGGAGACAGAAUUGGCACGAAACAGACCAAUAUUCAAAACCUAAAUACUAACAGAAAAAAUCUUUGUUCAGUUUUGCAAAUAUCCUCUGUGUGUGUAAACCAAGUAGUGUUAUAUAAUGUAGUUGUAGAAGAUGAUUCAUCAACAACAUAAGAAACUUAACUUGCGUGGUCUUGUAUUGUAAUAUUUUUAAAUUAAUAGCCAAGUGGAGCUGAGACAAGGUAAAAGAUGUACAUACGAGUAUUUUAUAACUGGGCAUGUGUUCCUGUGACUUGUUUCAUUAUAACUUUGAAAGGUUUGAAAACAAAAGAGAAGGUGAUAAUCUAACAGUCUGGAGAGUGUAAUGUAAAAUAAGAUGCAGUUUAUGAUCCACUUAGAAAUUUUCCAUGAAGUAAAACAACAGAUUCUUCAGAUUUAAGUAGACUUUGGUAAUUCAGUAAUUCAAACUGCUAUUUGUCUUCACAGUAUUUCCAAAUAAUAAUGGUGCUUAUUUCCAUUCUCAGAACAGAUUACGUAAUGAAAAUCAGCACCCAUAUGGCAUAUUAAUCUAGACAGGAAAAUAGAUAUAUAUGUUGAUUUUGUACCUUCAUUCAUAGCUUGAUAUUGCUCCUCAUGUUUGUAAAUCAUGCAGGAUUAAGCACUCAUGAAGAAUAGAAGACUUAAUCCAGUACCUUCUUAAUUCAUACUAUUAACAACAACUCAUAUACAAAAAUACUUCUAAUUUACACAAGCAUUACUGUUAAAGUAAAUAAAUUAUUAGGAUGUCUCUGCACUGUCUUUAAUGGACCUUUCUUUUGGCUAGUAUUGCAAAACCAUAUUCCUAUUUGGAAUGGUGGCCAGUUUCUCAUCACUUCCAUGAAAAGAAGGUUUGGCCCACAGAGUCAUAUUUAUAAAAAAAAACAAAACCAAAAAACUCCAGCAAAAAACAAAACUCCAAAAACUUAAAUUCCUAUUUCAGCAGGACAGUGUACUGUCUAAAAAGCAAACUCAGCUUUACAGGCUUAAUGCCUAAGUUUAUAUUCAGUUCCUAUAGAGUUGAAAGUAAUCUAACGUAUCAAAGAUACAUGAAGUUUGUGCAACUCUGGCUUCCAGUGCUCUCUGAUAACAAAACUGCCCCCAUUAUUCCUGUUUUGUAUCAUUCAUGUGCUGUGAAAUAUAUUUACAACAGCGGCUAAGGGGAAAGACCAGUUCACUAAAGGCAGACAAGGAAAUAUUUGCAGAUAUUUCUUAAGAAUUGUCUUUAAAAUUCAUUCCUUUUCAUUUCUGUAUUCUUAUCUAGUCUUACAUAUUUAGCCAUGGGCAGUGGAAAGGCCAUCACCAGUGGUUCACUUAAAAAAAAAAAAAAAAAAAAAAAGGAAAAGAGCAAAGACAAAAGCAACAAGAGAUGGAAAAAAAACCCCAACAAUUUUUUCCUCUGUAAUUGGAAGUCUGUACCUGAGAGAAUCUGGUAUGAUUUGAAGAGCCUACAAGGAAUCAGAGAAACAAUUUAUAUAGGACUGCAAUAAAAUGUUUCUCUUGUAAAAAUCUUGUGUGAUUCAUGCAGAUAUAAAAUAACACAUCAAGCCCUAUCCAAUUUUAUUUCUGCUGUUUUGAAAAGAUUUUUUCCUUAAAUCUCAGCUAAAACAAACAACUAAAAGCCCAAAUAAAACAAUAUUGAAAUGCGAACUACCAUCAAGCAGUGCCUUCAAACUAUAUAAAGUGCUGUGCGGAGGGAGGCACAGGUUAUGGGGACUUAUAUGCUGGAAAGAGACAGGCAGAAAUGGUUAGCUGGGAUACACGCAAGUAUAGCCUGCCCAUCGUCCAAUAUUUUCAGAGUGCUCUAACUCGUCAGUUGUGAAAGGAAGCCACAUACUCCAGUCCAAGAGUUUCUGCAGAAAAAUUGAGAAAAAGCCAGGAUGGAAAAAGUAAUAUGAAGGAAGACUGAAAAAUCUGGAGAAGUAACAGAGAAAAAGAGUAAGUCAAAAGAGUGGAGCAAUGGAACACAAAAGAGUGGAGCAAUGGUAGCUGCAUUGGCAGAAGCAAGGAAGAGUAGCUCCCUGCUGCUGAAGCACAGAACAGGUCUGAAGAUUUUAGCAAGAGCUGAAAGUUACAGACAAUACUAUAUUUGAUAAAAAACAAAGACCCCUCAAGGAAGGGCACAUUAAUUGUUUUGUCCUAAUUCAUGCUCCCUAUUUGCCUUCUGCAUUUUACUCUGCUCAAGCAAUUGGAAAAAUAAAUUCUUUUGUUUUCCCUUCAGUUACUUUAAAGUUUUCUGCACAAAAUAGGCCAACAAUGGUCUGUCUGCAUAGUCUGUCAGGGAGUGCUCCUAUCCGAUAAGUUACAGCUGAGUCCUUCAAGGGAGAAUUAGAGUCCCUGUAUCUUCCAAUCAUCUUGAAGUUGCACAGCAAAAUCCUUUCCUCUGAAACAGCAUGCCCCCACGGCAAUUACUAUGAAGCCAGGAGGACAGUAUUAUAGGCACUAUGGUCUAUGAAAGCUUGAUUUUGCAAAACAGAAACCAAUUCUGAAAACUGACCUGCAGAGAUCCCGUAAAACCAAAUAGAAGGAAAUAGGUGUGCUUGGAAGUGGAGCUGCUCCUUUAUUUUUCCUUUCCAUGCUCGUCUCCAGUGGCAUUCCUGUGUGCCAGUCCUUUAGGGAUACAGAUUGCUUGUGAUGGUGGAAGUAAUGUGCUUUUUUUUUCAGUAUAAGUACUCAUGCUGUAAGUCACCAUCUGUACAGCACCAAACAUGGGUCUGCCAGAGCCCGCAAGUAGAAAAAGGCAGUGAGAAGAGGCAAUGUUUUUCUAGAUUACACACAAGCAAACAGAACAAGACUUAGUGUGUUUGGGAAAGUAUAAUACUGAAUAUGCACAAAAUACUAUUCAAAACACAAAGUACACUGACAUGACCAUGAACUCACUGAAGGAAGGAUUGGAAGGAGCCUUUAGAAGCCAUCUGCUCCAUCUCUCUGCUUCAAGAUAGGGCCAAUUCUACCUAAAAUAUUUGUCAUAGACACUUGUCUAACCUGCUUACAAGAAUCUUUCAAGAAUAAACCAUCGACUAAUCCAGUCUGCUCCAAUGCUAAAGAACACCGCCCUGCCACCCAAAUACCUGGACUUUCGAUAGGACAAGACAUAAUGGGCUUAAAUUUCAAGCACAGAAGACACAAACCCUAAUUUAUUAAUUCUUCCCUGCAUAUCCAUUAUUUUUUUAAAACAAUCUGUGUUUUAAAGAAUACGGAUCUUUGCCCAACAUUCCUUAAACUUUUAUUCUCCUUCAUACGUACCUAAAAAAACCCCAAAAAACCUGAACAACAAAAACCAAACCUCAUAAAACCAACCACCGCCAAAAUCCAAAACGAGCCAAAAGCAGACCGCUUCCUCUCAUGAAGCUUUUAAAUCUUUCUUUUGUCAGCUAUUUAGGAUGCAUGAGACUUAAACCACUUGCAUUGUGCAGACCAUAGUGUUCAGUCAGCUGUGUUGCCUGAAUGACAUAGCAAGUGUCAAAGGAUAAACUCAUAAAAAGUUUUUUACCUGGGCUACAUGCCUUUUACAUUAGCAUGUGAUAACAGUAGAACUACAGUACUGUGCAGGGAAGGACUUAACUGUAAACAGAAAUAUGUCAGCAGUUACAGAGCAAUUGUGUUUAGAUUCAUUAAGCAAAUCAAAGUAGUGAUACAACUAAGAAGUUAAAAGGAUGAUCCUGACUUCAACAUCUAGUUGUUUAUGUAGUACAGUUUUAUAUUGUGGAUAUUCUGUCAUUACAUACCGAUAUGGUUCAGUGGACAGUUCCUUGUUGGAGAAAAACGGUAUGAAAGAUAAUGAACAACAGCAUAGUCCUGUAAUAUCAAUUUAAACUGAAAUGUAAUCUUUUCCAAGUUUCUACAUUUCCUGCUCUACCUUUUUAAGUAUUUAGCCAUUUGUACCUUAAACUGUUCAUUAGACAUGUAUUCAAAUAAUAGAAAUGUCUAAGGAGAGAGACACAUGACAAACCGAUAAAGCCCUCCUAUGUGUAAGGGAGGGAUUCCUCUGGAUACUCCCCACAGUGCAAGAGAUUCAGAAGCGAAUUUGAAAGAAAAUAAUGGAAAUUCGGUGCAAGUCCUCUAUUGAGUUGGCCACAGGGUGUCACUGUUACUCUUGGCAAGCAAAGGAAGAUGCUUAAUAUGCUGCAAUACCACUGAGACAGGUCUGGAAAUAUUUAACAAAGUUAUGCAUUUUGACAAAAGGAAUUUGAAAAAAAAAAA